GUUCUCUUGUCGCAUUCCAAGAACAUCUCUCUAAAAGCUCAAUUGAGAGUCGCUAUUCAUGUCGGCAUCUCUCCCAGGUAGCCGCGAGCUUCCAGCGUCCCAGUAUGAUCUCAGCACGUACUGGGGUCGCGUGAGGCAUUCUGCGGAUAUCUCAGACCCUAGGACGCUCUUUACAUCAGCACACGGUCUUCAACAUGCUAAAAACCUCGUUUCCGCAUACAAAACUGGCCAGAUACGGGAGAUGAACCAGGAUCUAUGGCAAGCAAAGAAGAUAAUAGACUCUACACUACACCCGGAUACUGGCCAGCCAGUCUUUCUACCGUUUCGCAUGUCCUGUUUUGUUCUCUCAAACUUGGUAGUCACUGCAGGCAUGCUCACGCCUGGAAUGGGGACUGCUGGUAUAUUAGGGUGGCAGAUAACUAAUCAGUCUCUGAACGUUGCCAUCAACAGCGCAAAUGCGAAUAAGUCGACACCCCUGUCCACCUCGACCAUGGUCAAAUCAUAUUUUCUAGCCGUAGGAGCAUCAUGCAGUGUGGCUCUAGGAUUGAAUUCGCUAGUCCCACGGCUCAAAAAAUUGUCGCCGGCAGCCAGAGUGACUCUUGGGCGACUAGUACCAUUUGCGGCCGUAGCCAGCGCGGGUGCCCUCAAUGUCUUCCUCAUGAGAGGCGAAGAAAUUCGUACAGGCAUCGACGUGUUUCCCGUUCUUAGCGACGAGGAGAAACAGAAGCUGGAGGAGAACAACGAGACUGUCAAAUCACUCGGGAAAAGUAAGAAGGCUGCGACCAUCGCCGUGGCGGAAACUGCAGCGAGCAGAGUCUUCAACUCGACGCCUAUCAUGGUCCUGCCUCCUUUGAUUCUAGUUAGGCUCCAACAAAGGGAUUGGCUCAAGCAGAGACCGAGGCUUGUGUUGCCAGUCAAUAUUGGGUUAAUAUUUGCAACAUCUAUAUUUGCACUACCCUUGGCUCUGGCCGCAUUUCCUCAAAGGCAAGCGAUAUCAGCCAAGAGUCUGGAAAGCGAGUUUUGGGGCAGCGGUGGGAAGGAUGGUAUGGUGGAGUUUAACCGCGGUAUCUAGUAGUGAAUGCGGCAAUAUCCUGGGCAGUGAUAGAAUGGAUUUUCCUUGUGAGCAUGUAACGCCGUCUAGGACAGGUGGACAGUACUUUCUUGUGUGGAUAGCUGCGCUACAGAUCAAGGGUCCGAAUAGUAGCGCCAUGGGUAAUACUGCUUCAAAGGGCAGCAGUGGCAGUCUAUAGGGAUAUCUGCAUGAAAUUCGACAAUAAGAAAGCUAUAGAUUGUAUAGAUACUUGC
This is a messenger RNA of Pseudovirgaria hyperparasitica, 1305 nucleotides long. Its product is annotated as Tricarboxylate/iron carrier. The transcript has 5 exons. Gene Ontology annotation, cellular component: mitochondrial inner membrane. The record is from RefSeq and is a predicted model, not a curated record. Gene Ontology annotation, biological process: mitochondrial transmembrane transport; monoatomic ion transport. NCBI's taxonomy places the organism in Eukaryota, Fungi, Ascomycota, Dothideomycetes, Acrospermales, Acrospermaceae. Bases 59 to 1072 code for a protein of 337 amino acids. Gene Ontology annotation, molecular function: monoatomic ion transmembrane transporter activity.